Molecule: messenger RNA, 1710 nt
Organism: Tilletiopsis washingtonensis
Lineage: Eukaryota; Fungi; Basidiomycota; Exobasidiomycetes; Entylomatales
Exons: 2
Coding region: 1-1710 (569 amino acids)
Source: RefSeq, a predicted model, not a curated record
AUGCGUCGGCAAGCUUCCUCUGAUGCGGCGCUGCUGUUCGAGGGCACGGCCGUCGCUGCCGCUGCCGCUGCGAGUAGUGGCGCAGCUGCGUCUGCUUCUUCAACCGCACCUCACGCACCUGCGGCUGGCGCAUGCGAUCUGACGCGUCUCUCCGACUCGCUGCCUGGCAUGGCGCCUACGACCAUCCUACGGCUAGCGACAGCCUUUCAAGCAAAGUCUGUACGCUACGGCGACAUCUACGCCACGCUUUGGCACGAGCUCUAUGGCGCGCCCUCCUCGCCGCCCCCUGCGCCUGCACUGCCGCAAGUGCUGCAGCAGCUGGGCGUGACGCAGAAAGAGGCGUUUCAGGAUGCGCAUGGCUGCGAGUCCGUCUUCUUGCGCCUGCCGGAAGUGGAGGAUGAUUUGAAGAGGGCGUUGCCGCAGGAGUGGGAGGACAGGAUCUGCAUGGCAGCGUUGUCGACUCGGGGAGCAGACGAGCAAGAGAAGUUGGCGCACCUACAACAGGCCGUUGAAGUCGACGGCCUGCCAUACCUCUUGAGGCUACCGCUCACUCCUCGAGCACUAGUGAUCAACGAGCUCCUCCAUCAUCUCCGCUUCCGCAUCGAGCUACUGCGCGACGUUUCCAGUCGGCUCUUCCUCUACGCCGCACAUCGCGAGGAGAUCUCCAGCGCAGGCGCGGCGGGCCGGGACCUUCCGUUCGAGGAGCGCCUGCGUGGUGUGCCCGCUGCUGCUGCGGCCGCCACCGCUGCUCCCGCCGCAGCACAAGCAGGCGGUCCUGCGCGUAUGGAGCGGCGUCUACUUCCUGCGCUGCUGCUCCAAGAGUUGAGCGCCGUCGCAGCGCCGAUGCUCUUUCUCGCCUUCAAGCUCAGCAUUCUCGUCUACGUCUUCACUCGGCAUGCCGGCGACUUGAAGCGUUGGUGCAUCAUCGGCGCUGCCACCGCAUACGUCUUCUAUGAAGGACUGCGGAUCAUGCAGCGUCGUCGACGCGUUCGACAGCGGGAGUUUGCGCAGAGAAUGAUGCCUGGCGCCGCUGCUACAGCACAACAGGAGGCGCCGCAGACGCCACAGGCUCGGCAGCAACCGGCAACGCAGCAGCGCAAUGAGGCUGGCGGCGCUCUGCGUGCGCCGCAGCGGCAUCGUGCCACGUCGCCGCUGACGUUGGCCUUUUGGAUCGAGCACCUCGCCUACCUUUCCCUCGCCGAUGAAGAUGCCGAGCUUGGCCUUAUCUCCUCUGCGCACGCAGCGCCGCAGCCGAAUCAAGUGCAGCGAAGCUGGCGCCACACGAUCUACGCUAAUGUGGUGCUGCCUGCCGCGCUCUUCCUCGGCACCCUGGUGCCCGAGGUAGAGAUCCGUCGACGACGCGCGAUCGAGGAGCGCGAGGAGCUAAUCCGUGCCGAGGCGGCGAGGGAGGAGGUGCGACGGAGGGCCAAGGAGGCGGAGAGGGAGAAGAAGAGCCGCGAGGACGACGAGAAGGCAGCAGAGGCCUCCUCUGCAUCACGCAGCAGCGCGAUACCGACGCCCACGCCUACUGCUACGACGACGCAGCCUCAUCAGCUGCUGGCAUCAGAGUACGCCACUCGCGUCCUGCGUCGCCGCGGCGCAAACGCGCAUGGCAGACAGGUUGACAUCCAGCAGGAGCUGGAUGCUGCGGCUCAGCAGGACGAGGAGGAGGAUGAGGAGCCAGACGACAUGGACAUGGGCUUCUUCUGA